Molecule: messenger RNA, 2619 nt
Organism: Vicia faba (fava bean)
Lineage: Eukaryota; Viridiplantae; Streptophyta; Magnoliopsida; Fabales; Fabaceae
Source: the annotation of a GenBank genome assembly
AUGGCAGAAUCAUUUCUUUUCGAUAUUGCUAAUUCACUCCUAGGGAAGCUUGCUUCUUAUGUCUAUGAUGAAGCUUCUCAAGCCUUUGGAGUGUAUAAAGAUCUACAAAGGAUCAAAGACACUUUGUCAAUUGUUAAAGGUCUGCUACUGGAUGCUGAGUAUAAGAAGGAUAAACAACAUGGUGUGAGUGAAUGGCUGAGACAGAUUCAAAACAUCUGCUUAGAUGCUGAAGAUGUAUUAGAUGGAUUUGAGUUCCAACACAAGAGGAAACAAGUUGUGGAAGCUUCAGGAAGCACGCGGGUGAAGGUACGCCACUUCUUUUCUUCCUCAAAUCCACUUGCUUUCCGUUUUAGCAUGGCACAUCAAAUCAAAAAGAUUAGGGAUAGAUUGGAUAAGGUAGCAGCUGAUGGGACCAAGUUUCGUCUUGCGAAAAUUGAUGAUGCUCCUGAACUUCUAAGGAGAGAAUUGACUCAUUCCUAUGUUGAUGCUUCAAGUGUAAUUGGGAGGGAGAAUGAUAGGGAAGAAAUUAUCAAGCGUCUGAUGCAACCACAUCCUCAGAGUGAUUGUGGUGAUGGUGGUAAAAGUUUGUGUGUUAUUCCAAUUGUGGGAAUGGGAGGCUUGGGGAAGACUUCACUUGCUAAGUUGGUGUUCAACGAUAGAAGGAUGAACCAACUUUUCCAAAUGAAGAUUUGGGUGUGUGUCUCUGAGGAUUUUGACAUCAAGCAGAUACUUAUUCAAAUCAUCAACUCAGCUUUGGUUUCUACUGUUCCAUCUGCUUCAGCUCUAACUAACGUGCUUUCUCACCAAGAAAACAUUACAAACUUGAAUAUUGAGCAGCUACAAAGCCGUCUUAGAAAUAAACUUCAUGGUCAAAAGUUUUUACUCGUGUUAGAUGACGUUUGGAAUGAUGACCGUGCAAAAUGGAUUGAGUUGGAAGAUUUGAUAAAGUCCGGCUCAGCAGAAAGCAAAAUCAUUGUGACAACGCGUAGUAGCUCUGUUGGUUCAAUGAUGGGUACUGUUCGCUUGUAUGUCUUGGAAGGUCUUUCUAUAGAGAAUUGCUUAUCCUUGUUUGUCAGAUGGGCAUUGAAGGAAGGGGACGAAAUUAAAUAUCCAAAUCUAGUGGAAAUUGGUAAAGAAAUUGUGAAAAAAUGUCAAGGGGUUCCACUAGCCGUGAAAACAUUAGGAAGUUCUUUGUUUUCAAAACUUGAUUUAGAUAAGUGGAUACUUGUAAGAGACUCCGAGAUAUGGAACUUAAAGCAUAGGAAAGAUGAUAUUUUGUCUGCUUUGAAGUUAAGCUAUGAUCAAAUGCCAUCCUAUUUGAGGCAAUGUUUUUCUUAUUUUUCCCUUUAUCCCAAAGACUUUACCUUCAAUAGUUUUGAAAUUAUUAUUCUUUGGGUAGCACUUGGAUUAGUUCAAUUCCAGACAGGAGGAGAAAAGGUAGAGAAUGUAGCAAGAGAAUAUAUUGAUGAGUUAAAUUCAAGAUCAUUUCUUCAGGAUUUCGAAGACUAUGGCUUCUAUUGCAAGUUCAAGGUACAUGAUCUGGUGCAUGAACUUGCACUAUAUGUUGCAAAAGAGGACUUUGCGGUGAUAGGCACGCAAACUCAAAGUAUAUUUGAUCAUGCAAGACAUUUAUCAAUCGUUGACGAUAAUUCAUGUGGCCGUGUUUUGUUUCCGAAGUCUAGGAGUGUAAGAACUAUACUAUUUCCCAUGGAAGGGGUAGGUCUUGCUGAUGAAACUCUAUUAUAUUCACUGGUAUCAAGAUACAAAUACUUAAGGUAUUUAGAUUUAAGUGAUUCUUCAUUUGAGUUCCUACCUAAUUCAAUUGCUAAAUUGGAGCACCUUCGAGUUCUUGAUCUUUCCGGUAACUGCAAAAUAAAAUAUCUUCCCCAUUCUAUAUGGAAACUCCAAAAUUUGCAAGUUUUGGCACUUGGUGGAUGUACAGAACUUGAAACACUUCCUAAAAGAUUAGGGAAGAUGAUCAGCCUGCGACAACUGAUUAUAACAAGUAAACAAUCUGACCUUUCAGAGAAUGAAUUUGCAAGCUUAAACCAUCUUCGAAUUUUGGGUUUUCAUUAUUGCCAGAAUUUGAAGUAUUUGUUCAAAUACAACCAACUCCAGUCCCUUGAAACGUUGUUUGUUAUAUCAUGUGGGAUCUUGGAGUUACCUCUUUAUAUGUUCCCAAAUUUACAGACUCUGUAUAUUAGUGACUGUAAUAACUUACACUUGUCAGCCUACAGCAGAAAAUCCGUCCAAACAUUGAAGAUGAAAUAUCUACAUCUCGAGGGCUUUCCCGAGCUAUCCACAUUGCCUGAUUGGAUUGCAAGUGCCAAAGACACUCUAGAGACCUUGAUUAUUGUCAAUUGUCCCAAUCUAAAGAAGUUUCCUAAAUGGCUAAUAAAUAUGUCGCAUCUUAAGAGGCUCUAUAUCAGUGAAUGUCGUCUUCUUUCGAGGAUUGUGCUUCCAGGUCACAUGUUUUACCUCACCGCCCUUGAAAAUUUGCACAUAGAUGGUUGUCCUGAUUUGUAUCGACAAUAUCAACCACAAUGUGGUGUGCAUUGGUACGAGAUUGCUCACAUCAAAAGUGUUUACAUCGGAGAACCAAGAGGAGAAGAGGAAUGA